AUGGGCUUGAAGGACACUGAGACGCUUCCAGCGCCCGCUGCUGCCCCGGCCGAACCUACUCGCGGUCGCAGGAACCGCUGGACACUCCUGCUCGGCGUCGCUCUCCUCGCGGGUUUGCGGUUGUUCGCAUGGUCGAGGGAAGGGCAAGGCUGGCUGCAGGCCAUCCUCAAUCCUCGCACGACGCUCUUUUGGUACCCUUGCCCCGACGACUCGACCACGCUGUGCUCUUUCUUGACCGUGCCGCUGGAUUACACCGACCCGCGGCCGAAUGAGACGGUCUCUCUCGCCCUUCGAAUGAUCCCUGCGACCGUUCCUCCGAAGGAGCAGCUUGGCUAUCUAUUCACGAACCCUGGCGGACCUGGCGGCUCUGGCACAGCCGCUGUCGCUUCGUACGGUGGAAAACUCGCAGCCAUCGUCGAAGGCCGAUACAACGUCCUCUCCUGGGAUCCUCGCUCCGUCAACUUGACCGCGCCUGCUGUCGGCUGCUUCGCGACCGACGGCGAUGCGAACCGCUUCCUGCGUGACAUUGAGCACCUCGGCUUGCCAUUCGCCGAGUACGCCUGGACCGUCAAACUCGACGCUUUCGAGCAGGCACUCGCGAGCUCUUGCGAUCCAAGUGCGGCUCAUAAGAUUGUCAGGGCUAGCUCGACAGCCUUUGUUGCGAGGGAUAUGAAGCGGAUCCUCGAAGCGCUCGGGGAGAAAAAGUUGUCCUACUGGGGGUUCAGCUAUGGCACAAUCCUCGGCGCAACUUUCUCGGCGAUGUUCCCAGACUUGGUCGAGCGGGUCAUCCUCGACGGCGUAUCGGAUGCGGAUAGCUACACGAACGACUUGUGGGAGUGGGGCAGGUCAGGCAUGGCCGAUACUCGCAAGGCAUCGCUGACUUCGGAGGCGCAGACUUUCGAAGGCUUCUUCUCGGCAUGCGCAAAGUCAGGACCAGCAGGCUGCGCCUUUGCUAUCGACAACUCGACUGCCGAAGAACUCGAGGACCGCUACCAUGACUUGCUCGAGAAGCUGCGCCAGGAACCGCUUCCGGUCAGUCACAGCGACGUCGGGCCCGGGAUCUUGUCUCCUAGCGACGUCGAGUACACCGUGUUUCACGCGCUGCCGAACCUGGCGCGCCUUCUCGUCGAGACUGAGCGUGGCAACGGUACAAGCAUGUACGCGACCGCCAACGUCGCCUCCGGCAAGCUCGCUCGAAAAGAUCCCGCUCGCCACAACCCUUUCCACCGCGCCAUGUCGACCGGCUCGAUCAUCGCCUCGACCGCCGCGAUCAUGUGCAGCGAUACGGACCCUGAGGCUCUGCGGGACUCCUCGACUAGGACGCUUGGCGAGUACAUGCACGACUUGCGCAAAGAGACGAAGAGUCCGACUGCCGACAUCUGGGCUAUCUGGAUCAGCACAUGUCGGCACUGGAAGGCAAAGGCUAUCGAGACGUACCGAGGGCCUUGGACAGUUGCGGGCGGUUUGAAGAAGACCAACUUUCCCAUCAUCUUUUUCUCGCAAACGGCCGACCCUGUCACGCCACUCAAGGCGGCCGAGAAGAUGGCCGCUGGCUUCGGCAACUCGUCCGCGACGCUCGUCAAGCAGAACGGGUUCGGCCACUGCUCGCUCGCCCAUCCCUCGCUCUGCACAGCCAAGAUCUUCCGCUCCUACUUCCUCGAGGGCAAAGUUCCCGCUUGGAACACGACCUGCGACUCGGACGACGGCUUCCUGUUCCCGCACCCGAACGCUAAGGUCCAGGAGGUCGAGGCAUUGUCAGCGGAGGACGCGGCGCUGCGGAGGCAGAUGUGGGACUUGAGCCAGUCGUUCAAGGAGGCGCGGACAGCUCCGCUGUAG
Molecule: messenger RNA, 1836 nt
Organism: Rhodotorula toruloides NP11
Lineage: Eukaryota; Fungi; Basidiomycota; Microbotryomycetes; Sporidiobolales; Sporidiobolaceae
Product: alpha/beta hydrolase, peptidase
Exons: 13
Coding region: 1-1836 (611 amino acids)
Source: RefSeq, a predicted model, not a curated record